This is a messenger RNA of Cladophialophora immunda, 2240 nucleotides long. RefSeq lists its product as uncharacterized. The record is from RefSeq and is a predicted model, not a curated record. Lineage: Eukaryota; Fungi; Ascomycota; Eurotiomycetes; Chaetothyriales; Herpotrichiellaceae. The coding region runs from base 77 to 1552 and encodes 491 amino acids. The transcript has a single exon.
CACCAGGGUUGUCUUUCGUGCGAACUGCGUCUUGUACUCAGCCGCUUCCCUCUGAACAUCCUUACCUUCGUCCAAGAUGCCGCGGCCCGUGAAGCCUCCGAUGACCCUGAAGGAGGCCAAGCGGGCUCACAAGAAAGAGGGAGGUUUCCGAUACACUGCGUCGCAAAUGGCACGCGCAGACAGGUUGGAUGCCCGAGAAGAGAAGCGAAAGAAGGAGCUAGAGAAAGAGAGACAACGGACGGAGAACAAGCGCAAGCGGGAAGAGAAGCUUGAAAGGGAGCGAGUUGUCAGACAGAAGAUGCUGGACGAAGGCCGAAUCAGUGUCGAGGAGACCUGGGGGAAGGUGACCGCCAGUCAACCCAGACUGAACAAAUUCUUUGGACAGAAGCCGGCACUUCUGUCGUCGAAGAGGAUGACAGGAAUUCAAUCUAUUGCGGAGGAAGAGGGUAUGCAAGCAGCUGAGCCAGCUACUGAGGGUCAAGAAGAGAAAACUUUUCGUCAUGAGCUCCACGACCAUUCACCAGAAGACGUUGCGGAGGUCGCACCUGUCCAAGAUCCUCCUAAGUCGGCGAGCCUUCCUUCUGUCCCCUCUUCAAACAUGAAACUCUCUCAAAAAGGACGAAACAAUCACUCAACAGUGCCCACUUCACCAAAACCGACAUCGUCUGCUCCUUGCGCGUCACCAAAACUCAGAGAGCUGCGCCCUUCGCAGAUCAAUUCUCGACGGCUAGUAACGAGUCAAUCUCUGCAUGAAAUCAAGACAGAAUCACCACAGAGUCCUGCAGGAAAAUCACGGCCAAUUUCGAGCUUUCCAUCGACUGUCUCCUCUAGGAAUGAAGUCUCCCAAGGCUCUCCGACAGAGAUACUGCUUCCCAAGAAUGAACUUGGAAGCACAUGCCGCGAAAGCAGUAAACAGAACCAGGGAGACGAUUCAGACCAAGGACGUCGUUGUACAUCAAGUAGAUGUCUGGAUGAAGAUUUCACUGAUGGUAUAGAUGACGAGACGUUUCUCAUGCUAUGCGCUACACAAAGGUCUCUCCCAGAUGAUCUAUCGACACGAGAGAAUUCACCAACUACAGCUACACUCUGUAUGACUCCGGCACGAUACUCCCCCAGACAUAAAGCAAGCCCUGUCUCAGCAAGAACAAGUCCGAUCUCAAAGUCCAGCGUCCCACUAUCGAAGGGUCUUUCCGAAAGCUUCAACUCGGUGUUCAACGAAAUUGAAGACGAAGAUUUCAUUGCCCUUGCCCAGGAAGUGGAGGCCGAAAUGGCCAUGUCGAAACAAACACCACCCAUACUAUCAGCAGCAAAAAAGACAGCUCCAAUGGCUCCACCUCCACUCCUACCGUCCAAACCCCGAAAAGAGACGUACAAGCGACAGUCGCCGGGCGCAAAGAUCAAAAUACAGAAGCCAGAGUCACCACGGCUACAGCCAAAGGGAAAGAGGAGACUGCCAUGGGAUCUUCCAAGGGAUGAUUUCAUGGACCUCGGUCCGUCGACGCAAGCUCUGACGCUGGAACUGUUAGAACAGGCUGAAGCGAACAUGAGGUGAGAGAGCGAAGCAAAAUGCGUUCGGACAUACCAUACACGAAAUCUGAUGACUUUACGAACUUUAUGAGGUGUCUGGAGGGGCACUUCGUUCACCAGCAAGGGAACGUGGACUCUGGUUCAACGAGGCGCUACAUUAGCAUUCCAUACGACGGCCGGUACCACGACUACCAUCAAGGAUCACAGUAACCUGCACGACACGACAGCAUCAUCGGACAUUUAACUUAUAAUCGGAUCAAGGUCGCAUAGCGUUGGAAAUGGUUUGGUUGCAUACUGCAUGGCUGAGUUAUAGACUCGGCGACUAUGGCGUUUGCCGGCAUUUGGAUAAAAGCAUCAUUGCGGAGUGAUACGCCACCGGAUGGGAUCGGAUGGGUAAGGGCAUUUGCUAGACAGGGACAGGGAUACGGUCUCCGGAGACAUUGCUGUUUUUCAACUUUGUUUCUUGCAUGUUGCAUAUAAUACCCGGCAAGGACAAAGGCUAGCGUGGAACAUGUUGCAUUUCUGGGGCCAGCGAGAGCUCGAGCGCGAGCACGAGCGGGACCGGGACUAGGACUAGAAUCUCAGCGACAGAGCAUGCUCGUGCCCUGUGAAAAAUGAAGGCACUUGAUCGGUGAACAAUACUCGAUACUGUCCCCAAUUCCCCAUCGAGGGAAAGACCUCCUACGCAAAAAAGGGUAUUGGAGUCAGAAACC